AUGGGGAGGAAAGAAGAAUGGGAGGAUUUGGACGUGAAGGCGGACGAGCGCGUGACGAUGAGCCUGGCGACUCUCAUGAUGAUGGACGUCCUUGCACUGGCCACUGGACCUGUGUACUUGCUCUCUGCCAUCUUUGAGGUCAAUGUCAUGGACAAUCUGCCAGUGUUCGCAAGUGUUGGGGUCCUCUCCGUCCUCGUCCUUGCGCUUGCCUGCCAGAACCGUCUCAAGAAGCUGCGCGACAGACUGAUCAAGAGCCGCGGCAUCGAGCUUGAAUCCACUGCCAGGCUGAAGCAGAAGGGUGAGAUGGAUGAGAGGACGAAGAACAAGCUCAAGGCAAGCAAAAGAGAGUGUCGGUGGGCUCUUUCCCUCGCUCUCUCCAGCACCAACUCACUCUUCCUCAUCGUCUUCAUGGGCCUCGCAUUUUUCAUCUUGAGAUCAUCGUCCCCUGUCAUCAACUACGCCGCAAGCUCGGCUGGUUCCUGCGCCAUCGUCUUCUACAUGUCUACCCGUGCAAAGUAA
Messenger RNA from Guillardia theta CCMP2712, 519 nucleotides. RefSeq lists its product as hypothetical. The record is from RefSeq and is a predicted model, not a curated record. The transcript has 6 exons. Gene Ontology annotation, cellular component: membrane; endoplasmic reticulum. Lineage: Eukaryota; Cryptophyceae; Pyrenomonadales; Geminigeraceae. Gene Ontology annotation, biological process: SRP-dependent cotranslational protein targeting to membrane. The coding region runs from base 1 to 519 and encodes 172 amino acids.